Messenger RNA from Phragmites australis (common reed), 1100 nucleotides. RefSeq lists its product as uncharacterized. The transcript has 2 exons. NCBI's taxonomy places the organism in Eukaryota, Viridiplantae, Streptophyta, Magnoliopsida, Poales, Poaceae. The coding region runs from base 119 to 883 and encodes 254 amino acids. The record is from RefSeq and is a predicted model, not a curated record.
GACAUGCAAAUGCCAAUUAAUAGCUAGCCUAUAUAUAACACGAUCGAUUUGACAAGUUCUGUAGCUAUUAAAACAUAUCUAAGCCCACCGGACUCGCGUUCGCGCCGUGAACUCGCAAAUGUCCGACGACCGGCAAGCAGUCCUCGGCAGGGAGGAGACGCUGGAGGUGCCGGUCGACUCUGAUGGCGGCAUGACGGCGGAGCGCAAGGAGUGGCUGAAGGAGAUGCGCGGGUGGCUAAUCGUUCUGGCCACCCUGGCCGCUUCGGUGACGUACCAGGCGGGGCUGAACCCUCCCGGCGGGUUCUGGCAGGACGACAAGAAUCAGCACGUCCCCGGCAACCCGGUGCUGCACGACGGCCGGUUGGUGAAGCGGUACCUCACGUUCUACUACUUCAACGCGACGGCGUUCGCGACGUCGCUGGUGAUCAUCAUCCUGCUCCUGAACGAGCGGUUCUACAAGUCGGAGGCCAAGGUGGCGGCGCUCACCCUCACCACCAUGGUCGACCUCAUGAGCCUGGUCGGCGCCUACAUCGCCGGAUCCACCCGCGACAUGCCAAACUCCAUCUACAUCAUCGUGCUCACCUGCUUCCUCUUCGUCGUCGUCAUCUACAUCGCCAGGGUGCUGCCGAAUCUGUGCUUCAUCGUGCUCUUCACGGCGCCGCCGCUCUUCUUGCUGGCAAACAAGGGGUGGCUGCCGGUGACGAGCCACAUGAAGAAGAGGGUGGAGAGGGCCAAGAAGCGGGAACAAGAGGAGGCGGAGAAGCAGAGAGCGGAAGACAAGGCCAACGCCCGGAAAAAGUGGUGCCACUGCGCAUAUGCAUGCUGCCCGUGCGGCAGAGCGUUCAAGUACGACAUGGAGGAGACAGGGCAGGGGGCUGCCUAGCUAAAACCAAAUUAAGAUGCUGCAUGAGUUCAGUUCUUGACAUUUGGCAUGCAUGAUUUAAUUUGUUAGCAGUUCAACGUCGCUGCUAUCUGGUGUCGCCGAUCGAUCGAGUCUUGGGUGUUAUUGUUACUCGAGAAGGACAAUAAAUGUUUCUUUUCUUCCUUCUUUUUAUGUUUGAAACACCACGAGACAAGAAUACUUUAUGAGUCCUUUUGUA